Colossoma macropomum (tambaqui) is the source of this 1921-nucleotide messenger RNA. It is a transcript of the gene wwox, whose product is annotated as WW domain containing oxidoreductase. The record is from RefSeq and is a predicted model, not a curated record. Lineage: Eukaryota; Metazoa; Chordata; Actinopteri; Characiformes; Serrasalmidae. The coding region runs from base 110 to 1348 and encodes 412 amino acids. Gene Ontology annotation, molecular function: protein binding. The transcript is spliced from 9 exons.
CUAGUGCAGAAUUAGAGAGUGCUGCUGUUGGUGUCUUAUUCUCGGUGGAGAGUGAUUUUGCUGUGUGACACAGAACUCAGCCACUCUAACAGAGAACGUUCACCUCGCAAUGGCUGCUCUCAAAUACGCAGGAAUGGAUGACACGGACAGCGAGGACGAGCUCCCUCCCGGCUGGGAGGAGAGAUCCACGAAGGAUGGCUGGGUUUACUAUGCCAACCACGAAGAGAUGAAAACGCAGUGGGAGCAUCCUAAAACUGGGAAGAAGAAGCGCUGUGCAGGAGAUCUGCCAUAUGGGUGGGAGCAGGAGACGGAUGACAAGGGGCAAAUCUUUUACGUUGAUCACAUUAAUAAGAGAAAGACAUACUUUGACCCUCGCCAAGCCUUCACCAUAGAGGAUAUACAAGUGAAGCCCAAGCGCUAUGAUGGAAACACUGCUGCCCUGGAGAUCCUACAGGGUCAUGACCUCUCCAACAAAGUCAUAGUCAUCACAGGGGGCAAUUCUGGUAUUGGUUUUGAGACGGCACGCUCCUUCGCUCUUCAUGGUGCCCAUGUGAUCAUAGCCUGCCGGAACAAAACUCGCAGCAGUAAAGCAGUUAGUCUGAUUCUAGAGGAGUGGCACAAAGCUCGUGUUGAGGCCAUGACGCUGGACCUGGCCUCAUUGAGAAGUGUUCAAGAGUUUGCAGAAUGCUUCAAAGCAAGGAAACUGCCCCUGCAUGUCCUGGUGUGUAAUGCAGCAGUGUGUACGCAGCCGUGGCAUCUGACGGAGGAUGGGCUGGAAUCCACCUUCCAAAUAUGCCACCUUGGCCAUUUCUACCUGGUGCAACUGCUGCAGGACGUGCUGCGGCGGUCAGCUCCUGCACGUGUCGUGGUGGUGUCCUCUGAAUCCCACAGGUUUACUGACCUGGUUGACUCAUGUGGUAAAGUGGACUUGGCUCUGCUCUCGCCACCCCAGAAGGAGUACUGGUCUAUGCUGGCCUACAAUCGGGCCAAACUUUGCAACAUCCUGUUUUCCAAUGAGCUACACCGCCGCCUGUCACCUCACGGGGUCAUAUCCAAUGCAGUGCAUCCGGGGAACAUGAUGUAUACAUCCAUCCAUCGCAGCUGGUGGCUCAUGACUUUCCUCUUCACCCUGGCACGUCCAUUCACCAAGUCCAUGCAACAGGGCGCGGCCACCACCGUGUACUGCGCAGUGGCUCCGGAGCUGGAGGGGCUGGGAGGGAUGUACUUCAACAACUGCUUUCGCUGUCUUCCAUCACCACAGGCUCAGGACCCCUCCACUGCCCUCAGCCUGUGGGAGCUGAGUGAGAGGCUGAUCGAGGAGAGAUCCACCAACCCUCAGCCAGUGUGACUUAAUGACCCCAAUGACUGUAUGACCCCCGACACCAUCACUUGUGGGUCACCUGCACAAACGUCACCAUUACGUGUUCCAUCGCCAAGAACUGGGGGGAUGUGAUUUAUUUAAAAGAAGAGAGAGAAGAAAAGGAAAUAUACAGUAGACUGCAUGAGACUGUACAUAAAAAGCUGCCAAAUCCAGCCACAUGGAGGACCCCACUACUGUUUUCUACUCUGUACCGCUGUCACUGUCUGCUGUAGAUUAAAAUGGUAGACAGUGUUCCUCUAUGUAAUUUCCAGGCCACACUGGUUUCCUCACGUUUUGUCCACUGAAGCUAGGUCUAAGAACACUGCACUGUUCCCUAAACAACUAACACCAAGGCUUUUGGCCAGGGGCUCUAAGUUAACUAAUUCAAUCUGAAAAAUAGAACGUCAUCUUAAGGGUGGAUUCUCCAUAACACGCUUAAUCUACACAAAUAUUCAUCUAAACUGUUGGGACUUAUAAUACUCGUCAUUAUCCAUCCAUUUGUACAGACUGGUGUGUAUGAGUAAAUGUGUUCAAUAAAGGUACAAAGAAGUAGUGGAGCAA